AUGAUUAAGGAUAUGAUUGACAAGCAAGUCCUGGAGCUUAAAAAGCUCUGGGCUAACAAACGCCAAUUGCUAUUUCAACUUUUGAAUUUGGCAAUGAUUGUAUUUUCGGCAUUGAUGAUCUGGAAGGGUCUCAUGUUUUUGACAAAGAGUGAAUCCCCAGUCGUUGUGGUAUUGUCAGGAUCCAUGGAACCUGCCUUUCAAAGAGGUGAUAUUUUGUUCUUGAACAAUGCGGUGGAACAAGUAGGAGUCGGUGACGUUGUCGUCUUCAAAAUCAAGGAUCGAGAUAUUCCCAUUGUCCAUCGCAUCCUCAAGGUUCAUGAAGAUGAAAAUGGCAAGGUCGAACUCUUGACCAAGGGAGACAAUAAUCGAGUAGAUGAUAGAGGCUUGUAUGCUCCUGGACAACUGUGGCUGGAGCGAGAGGAUAUUUUGGGCAAGGCCGUAGGUACCCUGCGGUAUGUGGGUAUGGUGACCAUUGCCUUGAACGAUUAUCCCGUAUUGAAAUACGUCCUAGUGGGGAUGAUGGGACUCUUUGUUUUGACUAGUAAAGAGGGCUAA
This is a messenger RNA of Cylindrotheca closterium, 555 nucleotides long. Lineage: Eukaryota; Bacillariophyta; Bacillariophyceae; Bacillariales; Bacillariaceae. The record is from the annotation of a GenBank genome assembly.